AUGCUGGCGGUGCGGCGCAGUGCGGUGUGCGCUUUGGUGGUCCUUGCGCUGCUCUGCGGCGGCUGCUCCCCCGCGUGGGCGGAGGCGGAUGAGCAUGCUGGAAAGACGCAGGAGGUGUUCGUGGAGUUCUCAUGUCCGGACAGUGACAAUAAGUUAAGUUGGCGCCUCCCAAACUCUGGAAAUUGGAAGAAGUGUGCACACGUCUGGAGCACAUAUUCAUCUUUGAGCGGACGCACUGUGGGCGAUGAUUACAUCUGCGCCUGGGGCGGGUUAUUGUACAAAGGUUCCAAAUCCAUACCGAAAUGCCCUGAAUCCGCGGCAGAGACCACUCAUGCGUUUACGUUGAAAUGCAACACGGAUGACAAGAGUGGAGUGUACAAGUGGUGGGAGACGAUGAAGGGAAACCGCGGGGAGUCGUCCCCUCCUCUUUCAAUUCACGACACGUCUGACAGCAUACACACUUGUACGCUUCAAAAGCCCAGUGAAGCUGCUGCUGAAGAGGACGGUCACUCGCCUAAAACAGGGGGCGGUGGGAGGGUUGCGGCCAAUUCUGCGGGCAGGAGUGACGUCGCCAUUGUGUGGAUCCGCGCCCCACUGCUGCCGCUGCUGCUGCUGGUGGUGGCUGCCGUUGCCUGUGCUGCUGGGGAGUGA
Trypanosoma rangeli is the source of this 651-nucleotide messenger RNA. Its product is annotated as mucin-like glycoprotein. Bases 1 to 651 code for a protein of 216 amino acids. NCBI's taxonomy places the organism in Eukaryota, Euglenozoa, Kinetoplastea, Trypanosomatida, Trypanosomatidae. The transcript has a single exon. The record is from RefSeq and is a predicted model, not a curated record.